Messenger RNA from Leptosia nina, 1620 nucleotides. NCBI's taxonomy places the organism in Eukaryota, Metazoa, Arthropoda, Insecta, Lepidoptera, Pieridae. The record is from the annotation of a GenBank genome assembly.
AUGACUGAGAAACACGAAGUUGAAGAAGAGAAGAUGAUAGAUCUGGACCACGUCUUGGUAAACGAAUUGGGCCAGUUCGGGAGAUACCAGCUUUUGUUUAUGUUCCUGGUCGCUUUGCCCAUGAUGAGCUCGGCUUUUUUUAGCGAUUACAUCUUUAUCGCGUCCGCAUUAGAGCACAGGUGUCUCGUACCAGAAUGCGGGGAGCUAAAUAAGAGCGUUCCGUUCAAACCGGAGUGGAUCACUAACGCAAUCCCCCUGGACCCGGCAACCUCCAAGUCGAAAACCUGUGAGAGGUAUGCGUCUGCGCAUUCCGGCGGAAAUGGCACGAUGGACAAUUGCCCGGCGGAGCUGUUCGACCUAUCCAACAUCGUUGAGUGUAAUGGGUUCGUGUACGAGAGAAACAACUCUGUGGUUUAUGACUUCGAUCUGGGAUGUCAAGAAUGGCUCCGGAGUCUCGCAGGAACCCUCUCAAGCCUGGGCACAUUAUUAGUCCUACCCUUUAUUGGCUACAUUUCUGACCACUUCGGGCGUCGCGUCGCUCUGAUAAUCAGCAUCUUCAACACGGCAGCGAUAGGAGUCGUUAAGGCCUUCUCAACCGACUACGUCAUGUUUCUGGUGUUACAACUUUUAGAAACCACUUUGGGUGGUGGGCUCUUUAGCUCCGGUUAUAUUUUUGCUGCAGAAUUAGUCGGUCCAAAAUAUCGAGUAUUUGCAACAGCCACAUCAUCCUCUACUUUUGCUACUGGUCAAGUGAUCCUUGGAGCAGUGGCGUGGGCAGUCCAGCCUUGGAGACUCUUAGUCCUGACUCUUUACAUUCCCAUCUUUCUACUUUUGUCCUACUACUGGAUCCUACCGGAAAGUAUAAGAUGGCUCUUAUCGAAGAGGCGCUAUUCAGAAGCAAAGCGUGUUUUAGAAAACGUAGCUCGAACUAAUGGGAAAAAAAUUAGUGAGAAAUCCGUGCACGCUUUGAUGAAUCCUUCAGCUGACAACUCUGUUAAAAAAGAAGGGCGAAAUCUGAUAAGGUCAAUAUUUCGAUCUCAAGUUCUUUUGCGGCGAGUGUGUACUACUCCAAUCUGGUGGAUGACGACAACUUUCGUCUAUUAUGGUCUCUCCAUCAACUCGACCAGUCUUUCGAGCACAAUGUACUUAAACUACAUCCUUACGGUUGCUAUAGAGAUCCCUGGCUUUUACACCGCUGUUCUUACUCUAGACAGAUUUGGAAGAAAGCCAACCCUCUGUAUUGGGUUCUUCUUCAGCGCCGUUUGCAAUAUAGCUUUCGUUUUUAUAGAUACAGAAUUGUCCGCUCUGCGUUUGUGUAUCUACUUGGCAGGCAAAUUCGGCAUUUCCCUAGUGUUUACGUCACUGUACCUUUACACAUCCGAAUUGUAUCCCACGGAAUUUAGGCACAGUCUUCUCGGCUUCUCUUCUAUGAUCGGCAGAAUCGGUUCCGUAUGCGCGCCGUUAACGCCAAUGUUGGUGGUCUAUUGGCACGGCAUACCGAACACGAUGUUUGCAAUAUUGGGACUUAUAUCUGGUCUUUUAGUGUUGACCCAACCCGAAACCCUCGGCACCAAACUUCCUGAUACCCUGGAGGAAGCAGAGAAUAUUGGCACAACGUAG